Messenger RNA from Ostrinia furnacalis (Asian corn borer), 1544 nucleotides. It is a transcript of the gene Ccm3, whose product is annotated as programmed cell death protein 10 Ccm3. Lineage: Eukaryota; Metazoa; Arthropoda; Insecta; Lepidoptera; Crambidae. Gene Ontology annotation, cellular component: FAR/SIP/STRIPAK complex. Gene Ontology annotation, molecular function: protein kinase binding. The record is from RefSeq and is a predicted model, not a curated record. Bases 1 to 630 code for a protein of 209 amino acids. Gene Ontology annotation, biological process: regulation of Golgi organization; positive regulation of MAP kinase activity. The transcript is spliced from 5 exons.
AUGACAAUGGGGGAUGAACUACCAGUCACUUCAUUGGUUUUGCCAGUUCUCAUACGUCCUGUUCUCACGCAGUUGGAAAAGUACGAUUUGGGGGCAUCCCAAACAUUACGUGCUGCAUUAACAAAAGCAGAAGCAGCUGUUCCUGGGUUAAACUAUGAUCUCGUGGCAGGUAUCAUGCGAAGGGCUGAUAUACCUGUCAACAUGAACGAAAGCCUGCUUCGUCUUCAAGGAACUCUCACUGAAGCUGAAUGUGCAGAUCUCAGGCUAAAUAGAACUGAAGAGGCAUUCCAAGAACUGAACAAGAAAUCCACAGCUUUAAAAAAAAUAUUGAGCCGCAUUCCCGAUGAAAUAACUGAUAGAAAGACAUUCCUUGAAACAAUUAAAGAGAUUGCUUCUGCAAUCAAAAAGCUGUUGGAUGCAGUAAAUGAAGUCUCAACUUACACACCAGGCCCUGGCAAGCAAGUCUUGGAACAGAGAAAACGGGAGUUUGUUAAAUAUUCUAAGAGAUUCUCCAAUACCCUGAAAGAAUACUUCAAGGAAGGACAGGCCAAUGCAGUGUUUGUAAGUGCUCUUUAUUUGAUUCACCAAACGAACCAAAUUUUAUACACAGUUAAAAGCAAAUCUGAAUAAGAUUAUUUGAAUGUUUUAGGAAUAAUAUUUCCUUUGUUAAAUCAUAUUAUGUUAUCCAUGUAAUUUAGGAAGGUCCAUUGUUUAGGAAGAGUAUUUAAAGAGGGUAUAUUUUACUAUAAAUGUUAGAUACAUUGUUAGAGCAAUAUAAAAAUAUUAUUCAGAUUAAUUAUUAAAGAUUUAGAUCUUAAAACAUAGUGUACUAUAUGAUUAUAAUAAUAAUAAAAUCUAAACAUAUUUUAGUGUUUCUCCCUUAUUUUAUCAUAGUAUUUUCUCUAUAUUGAAUAGAUUCAGAAGUAUUUCUUUUUAUUAUAACAUGUAUCAUUCCAUAUUGAAUCAUGGUUAAUUUGUAAUUCUACUACAAUUUAAUUCACCCAUUCUUAAGUUAAACAAAGUUCCAUUUAUUAAAAAGGUUUUAUCCAUAUUUUUAUACUUAUUAUUUAAUGUAGAGGUCAUAGUCUUCAUCCUUCAUAAGGAAUUUUAUUUGGGGUAUAUUGAAAAUUAUUUUGUAUAGCCAUUGAAAUUUUAAAACAUUCGUUAGCAUUUGUUGAAUGUCUUCCUGCUGUAAUUUAAUAUUAAAUCAAUCACUAAUAAUGACAUACACUUUAUGAAAUUCAUACAUGUUUCAAAUUCAGGAUAGUUUGUUUAGAUUUUUUUUUCUCAGCAAUAUUCCAUUCUAUGUAUAUGCAUCUACCAUUUAAACUAUAGUGAUUUUCAUUAUCAUAUUAACCAUUAUUACGAAAAUUACGUUGUAGCUAGCGUAAUUUGUUUUCUUGAAAAGGCUAUUAAAAAAAAAAUUAAAAUUGCUAAUAUUGUCUGUUGUAAUUAAUUCUAUUUAGGAUAAUAAAAGAUACCUAGUGUGCAUAGGUUGUAUGUAGAUGCAGCGCUUUAAUUUUAAUAAAUCUAUUUUACAGUCA